AGAAGUAAUCAAACGAUUGACUCAGUUGACAAUGCCGAUCAUCACAAAAAGAUUAAAUUAUCAACAUCCGAUCAAGUAAAUACAUAUUCCUUGUCUGAUUUGACUCGGGAUGAAUGGACUGUGAUUAUUCAAUAUUUACCCACCGGAGGAGUGUUAAUGUUGGCCAUGACUUGCAAAGAUAAUUAUGAAUGGACAAUGGAAUAUAUUAAAAACGUUAUUUGCAAGUAUUAUGUGAAAGAACAUCCUAAAAAGUAUUCCAGAAACGUAACAAUCAAAGAAUGGUCAAUAGUGAAUGCAUUGAGACAAAUGGAAAGGCUUUGGGUGGGAAAUUUGAAUUUGGAUCCAAUUACAGAGAUUCUAAAAGAAAUAGCAAAAAGAAAUGGAUCAAUUAAAGAGUUGUCAAGCUUUCUCAAAUUAGAUUAUGAUUAUGAAUCUGUAUUUGAAUUAUUGAAUAUAAGAAAAGAAAGCCCAACUCCAGUUCAAGUCGAAACUCUUAGUGUCAAACUACCAGAUACAAAUAUAGGAAGACAUAUUUAUGAGGCAUUGGAGAGUCAAAAAUUUAUCAACACUAUUGAAUCAGAACUAAUUGGUUAUGGAUUGAAGGCUGCAGAAAUUGAAAUGACAUUAACCAGAUCUAAAUUUUUCAAAAUUCUAACAAAAUUGAAAGAUAUAGAGAUUUUGCACCUCAACAUUGAUCAGGAAUACGAAUACACAAUGGGUGGUAUGGGUGGAAGGGGAAAAGGAGGAAUUCGUAGGCCUAUUAUUGAUAAAAUUAAUGAUGAUGGAAAGGAAGCAUUUGACGAAACUUUUGCCUACAUACCUAUAUUUUACAAUCUAAAGACAUUAAGAAUAGACAAGUACUUUGAUGAAAAUACUGACUAUAUUUUUGAGAUACUUGGAUUGUUUCCUAACCUGGAACAUUUCCAUUUGAUUACUUCUACAGCUAUUGACGAUGAUCACUUAGAAUUAAUUUGCAAAUUCUGUCCAAAAUUGAAAACUCUUGAUAUUGCUGACGAUAAUGAGGCAUUAAGCAUCACAGAUGAAGGUCUGUUAAAAUUCUUAGAAAAACAAACAAGCAUUGAAAUAAUAGAUUUAGAACCUAUGCCAUAUAUUACUGGUGCUGUAUUGAAAAAACUUGGAGACUUCCCAACAUUGAAAAAGUUUGCAGUACAACGAACUGUUUGGUGUGAGGGUGGAUACGAAGUGCAAGACAACGAUGUCUAUUUUGGAGGAAAUCCAAAUCCAAAAUUGGAAUAUAUAGAUAUUGGUUCUGGGUAUACUUUUAAUGAGGAACAAUACGAAAAAUUAUUUACCUCUUUGAAAACUGUUGCACCAAAUUUAAAAAGCUUUGGACAAUUUGGAGAAUUAGAAUCCAAAAAGAUUGUAGAAUUAUAUAUCAACACUUUGGAAGAAUUGGAAAUCAAUUUAGGCACAUUCGAUUUAAUUCAAUCAUGUACCAAUUUGAAAAAAGUAAUAUUGGAUAGUGUAUUGGAUAAACAAGACAAGAUUGUAUGUAACUUGAAUGUAACUGAACUGGUUGAUUAUUGUUACAGUCAUGAAAUGUAUCCAAUUCUCACAGAAUCAUUUCCCAACUUGAAAGUUAUUGAAGGCGCUCAUUUCGGUCUCUUCAAUUUUUUACUAGAAAACAUUAAUUGCUGGCCACAACUUGAAUUUCUAAAUGUACAAACUGAGCCUAAAUUCGAACUAUUAGAAACUCUAAUGUCUCAAAGGCCAAAGCUUGCUAUUGUAAUAGAGGAAGAUAUGCCAUUGUCACCACAAGCAUUCUACUAUCAAUGGUUGGUCAGGGAUUGUCUAAAAAAGAGAUAG
Molecule: messenger RNA, 1827 nt
Organism: Naegleria gruberi
Lineage: Eukaryota; Heterolobosea; Eutetramitea; Acrasida; Naegleriidae
Exons: 2
Coding region: 157-1827 (556 amino acids)
Source: RefSeq, a predicted model, not a curated record